CUUUGGUUGUACCCCGACCCUCUUUCCUUUGUUUCCCUUUUGGACCUGUGAGCUCUCCCUCUCUCACACAACUCUCUCAUCUCUCUCCCUCACUUUCACUCUCUCUCAAAAACCAGCCCUCCUCGAGGGCACUACAAGCAACAACAACGACAACAUUUCCACCACCGCCCAAACCAAGAGCACCACGAGCUUUGUCUCAUCCUCACGAGCCUAGAACACCCAAACUCACCUCGAACUUCCCUUCCGGAUCGUCGGGAUCGAAACCAAGUCGGGCCGCUACCUUUCAGGCCAUUUUCCGACCAAACCACGGUGAGUUAGCUAUCGAGAAGGAUACCAUUCUCUUUGUCUCGUCGAGAAGUAUGAUUUUUGUUUUUGAAUCACUUAAUUUCGUUGAGUAUUGAAGAAGUUAUGAACUUUUAAAGUUUACCCAAUUUCCGACGAGCACGGCCACUUGUGAGGCAUUUUCUGACCAAUACACGGUGAGUUAGGCAUCGUGCAAGGUAUGUUUAUUAAUGGCAUUUCCAUCCACCCUUAUUUACACAGCUCUUCGCCAAUGAUGUAAGGUGGAAGGUAUUUAUAUUGGCUACGGUCUGGCGUUUGGUUGGUGCAUACGGACGGGAAAUAUUUAUAUUGGCUUCGGCUGGGCGUAGGUUAGUGGCUUCGGCCGGAAGAUAUUUAUAUUGGCUUCGACCGGGAGAUGUAGUGCCUACGCGCGAAUGAUCUACCUACUAGCGCGUGAUGUAGAACAUUCGGAUGAAUGAAGAAGUGUUCUAUAUGCCUUCGGACGAAUGAAAUAUUAUAUAUAUGUAUAUGCCUUAUAUAUAUACCACUGCUAAGCACAUUAUAUAUGAUAUAUAUGUUUUAUGAAAGGUUUUAUGGCAUGCUAGGAUUUCGGAAAAACCUAUUACUUAUUAUGCUAUACGAGUUUUCUAAACAUGAGGGUUAGUACAUUAAAGAUUAACUAUUUUAGUAUUAUCUAUGUAUCAACUUGGUCCACUCAAGUUUUGUUUUGCGCCUCCUCAGAACUUAUAAUCGAUACGUUGCGUCAAGGCAUUCCGGCAUCAACAUCUUGAGUCCUCUUGGUGUAGGACCUAUUCCCUUGUUCAUUCAAUUUUAUAUUAUUUCUUUUUGAUGUUCUAUAUUAGUUGUAUGCUCUGAACACGUUCCUCAUUUGCAUAUUAAUUAUAAUUAAAUUUACAAGUUUUAUUUAUGUUGGUUAUUUGUUUUAGUUCUCAUGCAUCCUAAUAUGGCUUCGUCACCUUCAGGUGUCGGCCAGCACGUGUCUACCCUGAUGUUUGAUGAAUAUCAGGGCGGGCGUGUCAUCAACUGUAGUGCAUUCUGUCUCUUUACUAAAUAAUAUCUAGAUAUUAUUACUUUUUUGUCAAUAAUCUACUUAUACCACAGAUAAAUUAUUUUUAGUUGCCUAUAUUAUAGAUAUUUUUUUGUUUAUAAUCUACCUCUCAUUAUUAGUUGUAUUCAAUACUAUCUUAAAUAAAUUUCGGUUAAAACAUUUUAUGGUCUUAUUAAUAUAGGUAUGUUACAAACUUAUAAUUAGACUCAAUUUAAAAAACAAAUUAGAUUUUUGGACUGAAUCGAUUCAAAACAAACUAUUUUUAAUUAGCAGACAACUAGAAAGUCCAAACUAUCCUUUUGAAGCUUAGCUAAAAUUAAUUUAGCUUCAAAAUAGGAAGGAUGAGAGAUUUUUUAGGGUGACGAGAACACGUCCGGUGUAGAGUGCAUCAAGUGUUAUAAUACAACUGGUUGAAAAUUUGAAAGAAAAAAAAAAUCUUCAACCAAUUGUAUUAUGACACUUGGUGUAUACGGCCGUGCUCGGGCAAACUGAAAAUUUCUCGAAGAAUGAUUGGAGAUGCUCGAAAGUGUUUAAAGAGUUCGUUCCCAGUCCUACUCCAAAAACUACAAACGAAAAAAAUAUAGUUGGAUUCUUUCUCUGCUGAUCCUUCGUCUACCUUUUCUGUUAUCAGACAUCAGAAGAACCAAGCCUAAACAUCCUCUCAUAGUCAUUGAGAUUCGUCCGAGGCACAAAACGCUCUCAAAGUCUGUACCAGUUGAAGCUAAAGAAGAUCCAGGUAUGGAAAUUUGUAGUUUUGUACUACGAGUUGGUGAGUUGUUAUGGACUCCAGCGAAGCGUAAUGUGGGUUACUUGGUGCAUUACAAGAGACACAUACAGUCUCUGGAAAAACUGAUAGAAAAGCUUGAGACCACGCAGAAUGAUUACCAGCAAAGUGUGGAUGCGGCGUUAAUGAAUGGAGACAAAGUUAAGUCCGAGGUUCAAAAAUGGCUCAAGGAUGUUGACAAGGCCAUAAACGAUGCCAAAAGACUGAAUAAUGAAGCCGGAGAAGACAAAACAUGCCUCGGAGGCUGCUGUCCGAAUUUGAAAUGGCGUUACGGUUUAAGCAAGAGAGCCGUUAAGGAGGCAGAAGAAAUGAACAAGCUUAAUGAAGAGAAAAGGUUUGAAACAGUUUCGCUUCAAGUUCACCUACCCGUUGAGUUUGAGACCAUGUCAACUGGAGAUUUCGAAGCAUUUGAAGCAACAAGGCAAGCCAUGGAUCAGGUCAUGAAGGCACUGAAAGACGAUAACGUCACUGUCAUUGCGGUCCAUGGAAUGGGAGGCAUAGGCAAGACGACCAUGGUGAAACAUGUCGGUGUGCAAGUGGGUAAAGGCAAGCUCUUUGAUCAUGUGAUUAUGGCUGUCGUUUCCCAAAACCCAAACCUGGUAAAGAUUCAACAACAGCUUGCAGAAAUGCUGGACUUGAAUUUGAAUCAGCAGACAGAAAUAGCCAGAGCAGCUAGAUUGAAGGAGAGAAUAAUGAGAGGAAAAAAGAUCCUUAUAAUUUUGGACGACAUUUGGAAGACAAUAGAUUUGUCUCUCAUAGGGAUCCCCGAUCACUACGAGCUCCAAAACUGCAAGGCCAAAGUUCUACUCACCACAAGGAUAAGGAAUGUAUGUCAUGCCAUGAAGAGCCAAGAAAAGAUUCAUCUCAAUAUCCUAUCAGAAGAAGAUUCUUGGGCCUUGUUUGUGAAAAAGGCAAACAGGUCUUUUGAAUCAACCAAUUUCUAUGACAUAGCGAGGAAGGUGGCUGGAGAAUGUGGUGGUCUCCCGAUUGCUUUGAUUGCAGUUGCAAGAGCACUCGGAGACAAGGACUUGGAAGAAUGGAGAGAAGCAGCUCGACGACUAGAGAUGUCCCAAACUACCAACCUUGAUGACGAGGGGGAUGUGUUCAGAUGUAUAAAGCUGAGCUACGAUUACUUGAAUGGCAAUGACGCCAAGUCAUUUUUCUUAUUUUGCUGCUUAUUCCCGGAGGACUCUGAUAUCCAAAUUGAAGACUUGCUGAAGUAUGGUAUUGGGAAAGGAUUGUUUCGAGAUGCCAACUCAAUGCAAGAAGCCAGAAGCACAGCACAUUCGGUGGCCAAGUACCUCAAAGCUUGUAGCUUGGUUUUGGAUGGUGAAGAAGACGGAUGUGUAAGAAUGCAUGAUGUGAUUCGGGACAUGGCAAUACUAAUUGCAUCAUCUGGGGAUGGCCAUGGAUUCUUCGUAAAAGCUGGCUGCGACUUAAAGGAUUGGCCAAAGAAUUCACUCGAAGACUACUCUGCAAUCUCCCUAAUGGGGAAUGAAAUCUGCAAUCUUCCUGACGAGUUGGUAUGUCCAAAACUCCAGAUUUUAUUACUACAGUCAAAUUUUGAAGUAGAGGAGAUCCCAGAAGAUUUUUUCCAAAGCCCAAAUGCAUUAAGGGUAUUCGACAUAAGUAGUACCCAAAUUUCUUCAUUACCCUCAUCAUUUAAUCUCUUAACCAAGCUCCAAGCGCUGCAUCUAGAUAAUUGUCAGACAAUAACGGAUGUAUCAAUUCUCGGAGAACUGAAAAAACUGGAGGUUCUUAGUAUGAGAGAAUCUGUUAUUGAGGAAUUGCCAGAAGAAUUUGGACAUUUGACCAAUUUAAGGAUGUUGGAUCUCACUUUGAGUGCCUACAUUGCAACAAUUCCAUCCAAUGUGAUAUCGCGGCUGUCCAAAUUAGAAGAACUAUACAUGCAACAGAGUUUUGCUGACUGGGGCAAGAAAGUUGAAGGAGAAGAUGACAAAACUAAUGCUAGUUUUGAUGAGCUAAUUAGCUUGUGUUACUUAAACAUUUUGAAGGUUGACAUUUCUGAUGCAGAAUGCCUUCCGAAAAAUGUAGGGUUCCUUCGAAACUGGGCAAAUUUUGAUAUAUGUAUCAGCAGAAACCAAUUUCAUCGGUCCAUAAAUGUGCAAUUAUCAAAAAAUACUAUUACUCCACAUUCAACUUCAAGAGCCUUGCUUCUGGACACAACAAUCAAUACGCUGCCAGAUUGGUUUAACAUCACAGUGACGGAGAGAGCGGAGAAAAUAAUCUACAUGGAGCCUAGAAGUUUAACUAACAUUCUUGUGGAGUACGAUCAUUGGAAGUCACAUGGACUAAAGUUUUUGCAUAUCCAAGCGUGCAGCGAGAUGGUAACUUUGAUGAACACAGUAACUAGGGUUCCAAAUAAGCCUGUGCUCGAGAGCUUGGAAGAGUUGCGUCUCUUCUUAUGGGACUGCUUGCAGCAGUUAUGUGUUGGUGAAUUACCGCAGGGGUCGCUUGGAAAUCUCAAGAUCUUGGGGGUGGAGCAGUGUGAUGGUGUGACGGAUGCACUUGUUCCAUCUAAUCUGUUGCGGAGACUACAAAAUCUUGAAGUACUUAUUGUAGGUGGAGCCGACAUGGUUUAUACAUUCAGAUCUCAAGGGCUUGAACAAGGAGAAACGGUCUUGACAAAAUUGAGAGAGAUGAAACUGGAGAAUCUACCAGAACUGACAAACAUAUGGAACGGUCCUGCUCAGCCUGCAAUGUUUCAUAAUCUUAAAACUUUGAUAAUUUCCAAGUGCAAGAAACUGAAAACUCUCUUCACAUUCGACAUAGCUCAAUGUCUGCUGCAAUUGGAAGAGCUUGGGUGGAGGAAUGCCAUAGCUUGGACAAACUUUUCGGCGUAAGUGAGGGAUUAAUAGUGCAGGAUGACGAGAUCAUUUUUCCACAACUGAAGAACUUAGCAUUGCAAAGUCUUUCAAAGCUGACAAGCGUACUCGCUGGAAGUGCUACACUUUUGUGCCCUUCGUUGGAAUACUUGCAUGUGCUGGAGUGCCCUGAGUUUUUAACCUCUACUUCUGACUUCCACAGCAAUAUGCAAGUCCAAGUAAACAAUGAGCAACAUUUCCUCUUCCUAAGGAAAAGGUUGUCGGAGCAGAGGUAAUUAAUUUUCCUGGAAGAAGAAGCUGAUGAACAAAGAAGCAAGAGGAAUUUCUCAAGGUUCACAAGAAGAAUAAUAUUCCUCACAUAUUUUCCUAUAUUUUUUUUAAUAGUACUCCAUUUUCGUUUCUACUCAAAUAGAAAAUACGAGAAAUUAUUGCCCGCACGUUGUUGCGGGAUUAAAAAAUGUAAAAAGGAUUAUGUUUGACAGAUAUAAAAAAUUGUGUCAUAAAAGAUUAAUACAAUUCAUUGCUAUAUUUAA
This is a messenger RNA of Malus domestica (apple), 5514 nucleotides long. Its product is annotated as probable disease resistance protein At4g27220. NCBI's taxonomy places the organism in Eukaryota, Viridiplantae, Streptophyta, Magnoliopsida, Rosales, Rosaceae. The record is from RefSeq and is a predicted model, not a curated record. Gene Ontology annotation, molecular function: protein binding; ADP binding.